Molecule: messenger RNA, 3642 nt
Organism: Epinephelus fuscoguttatus (brown-marbled grouper)
Lineage: Eukaryota; Metazoa; Chordata; Actinopteri; Perciformes; Serranidae
Exons: 2
Coding region: 1-606 (201 amino acids)
Source: RefSeq, a predicted model, not a curated record
AUGGCCUGUUCAGAGACGGUGUAUGGUUUGUCACUUCUGGGCUACUGUAGAAACGAUACGGCGGACUCGGCGGACUCCGUGGACGAGGACCUGCCCUGCUCCGUGGAUAAUGUUAACCGCUCAUUCUCAGGUAAAGACAGAAACAGAUGGAGAGACAGGGAAAAAGGAGGAGGAGGGGGUUUCAAAAUGCCUAGCAGAAGAACAACAUCCUCCAAACCCAUCCCUCCCUCCCCUUCUCCUCCUCCUCUUCCUCCACCACGGCCUCCCCUUCGUUCACGUCGCAAAUCCAAAUCACCUUCAUCCCGCUCUAACCACUCGACCCCAAAACGAGCCCUGGAUUUGGACAAAAUUGGGGCCACGUCUGACACAGAAGACAGCAGGCAAACCUGUAGAGGGUCCAGAGACCCCCGGGGCUCCCAGGGUUCAGAGCUGGACAGGAAAUGGGAGGGUGUGGCCUUGGAGCUGCGUUACCGUGGCAGCAGGAUGAGGUCAGCAGUGUACCAGACUUCAGACUUGCCCUCCAUGGUCAAAGCCAAGAGACAGUUGGAGCAGAGUGAGGGCAAAGGGCAGAUAGACCGGAGUAAAUUGAAAGCAACCUUUGUUUGAGGAGCCUAAUGUUUAGCUGACUCAUAAACUGUCUGGCCUGAUGUCGUGUCUGUGACUCUGACCACGCUGACGCAGUCUGCAGCAGCUGUAACAUUGUCGAGGCCUAAAGUUUAGGCAAAGGGCUUAAUGUCAACAACUGUGCAGCUGCACCCAGACUCGAUACAGAAGGGUGCUAUUAGUGGAUGACAGGCUGAGAUUAAUCAAAUGCUGUGUCCCAAUUCCAGACUGCAUACUCAUUCCCAGUAUGGACUCUGCAGUGGUGGAAAGCAACACUGUACAAUUUUUUGAGCAUCUCCAUUUGAUGCUACUUUGUACUCUUACUCCAUUACUUUUAAAAGGAAAAUAUUGUACUUUUUACUCCACUAUACUUAUCUUCAGAACUUAUUAUAACAAACAAAACAUACUGCCUUUUGAAAUUUAAUGUAUGCUUUGAUGAAAACGCCCAGCUCCAGGAACACACUUUUUUUUUUUUUUUUUUUUUAAAUCUGUAGAAAAAUACUAUGCUGUCUAAUUGAAAGUCAGAUUAAUUAGCACGUUUUCAAUGAUAAAAUCUAUAAUGUAUGUUAACUGCAAAAACAGCAUCUGCAACAAUUGGUUUAUUGUACUGAAUAUAACAAGUAUUUAGUAUGUAAUUGGGACACAGCACUGCUAUCUCUGGGCCUAGCUGUUGGCUUUCUCCCUCACGUUGUGCCCAUACAGGAGAAUACUUGUAUUUCUUUGGUUCUGUAUUUUGACAGAAAUCUGUUAAUUAAAGGGGCACUGCAGCGAUUUAGUAUAGAUCUUCCAUUAAAGCUAUAGUGCGUAACUUCUGUCGCCUCCCAGUGGAUAAUGCGUUACUACAACUAAUAAGCCGGCGGCACUUCCAUGUACACAGAGUAACACUCGCCAGUCGCCACACACCGUACACAGAGUAACACUUUCCUUUGUGGUAGGAUCCACUUCUGAACUGUGUCUCGGCCGCUUCUCCACCAUGUUGCUUUCUCUUUCUACCUGCGUUCUACCUCUCCGCUCUUCCUCUCCCUCCCUUCUUUUUGUGAGGAAGCAUUUCCUGUGUGCCAGUGCGGGAAUGUCGCCGGUCUACAUGCAUACUAAAAAUGAUAUGUAUUGAAAAAUACCACAAGAGGAGCCGAUCGGCUUAAUCAGCAUUGUGUCGUCUCCUCUAGUAGUGGCUUGGGUGAAAUGGACAUUUACGGACCUGUAGAAGUUACGCACUAUAGCUUUAAGUCGGAAAACUUGGAAACAGGGAAACUUGAGGCAGCAGAGGCUGAAAUAUUCUGACUUGCAGUCCUCAGUGUGGGUCAGACGCUUAAAGUGAUGGAUCCAAGUUUUCCCAUAAUGCCACUUCACAGCGUCUUUUGUUAGGCCCUCCCUGCCUCAUAAACACCAACUCGUUUAAAACUCCACAAUCUCAGUUUGCACCCCAGACUCUCUGUUAAAAAUGUGCAGCCUUCAACCUUAAAGCUGUAGUUGGUAACUUUUAUAAGGAUAUUUUUUUUAUCAUAAAUGCUGAAACUGUCACUUCAUCCACACAGAGGUACACCAAUAAUCAGGUUCCUCCUCCCAAUCCAAGUGCUUGUAAUAGCAUUUGCUAGAACCUACACAGCAGACAGUUUGCUCCACCUGGUGGGCAAAGCUUAGUUUUUGGCUUAACUGUUCCCAACAUGGCAACUGGGUUAGAAUUGUUCUCCUUUUACAGCUUAACUUUACACUAAAAUAUGUUUCUGAAAAUGUUUUUGACAAAACAGUAACAGAAUCUUGGUCCAUAUUUGAUCAGCACUGCCUAAUUUGACAGUUUGACAGUUUGACAGCUGCAUAAGGGACUUCUCGGCUCUGAUUGGUUGUUUUCAUUCAUGUAGUAAUGCCAUUGUAAGCACUACCAGGAGGCAAUGCUGUGGCUCAGAGGUAGAGCAGGUCGUCCACUAAUCAGAAGAUUGAAGGUUUGAUCCUCGGCUCCUCCAGUCCGCAUGUCAAAGUAUCCUUGGGCAAGACAUUGAACCCCAAAUUGCUCCCGAUGGCUGUUGCAUCGGUGUGUGAGAGGGUGUGAAUGGCUACUGAGGAGCAGGUGGCUCCUUGUAUGGUAGCCUCAGCCAUGUGUGUGAACAGAUGAAUGUGACGUAGUGUAAAAAGCGCUUUGAGUGGUCGGAAGACUAGAAAGGCGCUAUACAAGUGCAGUCUAUUCACCAUUUUACCACAGUUUUUAUUCACAGAUUAUUUGUCUGAUGUAAUACUGUGUGGAUACAGUGACAGUUUCAGCAAAUAGGACAGUUAUAUUUUUUUAAUAAAAGUUACCAACUACAGCUGUAAUGAAAGAGGACAGCACCAAGGUUUUCUUUGACUUGACUGAACUCCUCCAGAGCUGCAGAAGACAUUACACAGCUGUUUUCACAAACAAAUCUGAAGAGUGCCUUUUUCAGGCUUUUAAGGGGUAGACAAAUAAUGAAAACUAUAGCAGUAUUAAAGUCAGUUAAAGUUCUACUUUCAUAAACUGUUUAACAUGUCAACCACCUGCAUGACAAUUAAAUAUGAGCAGUUUGAAAAAUGAACCCUGAGACAUUGUAAGCUGUCUGCGUUUUGUAGGAUAAUAUAGUGAAGUGUUCCUGGCACCAGCUUGUUCAUUAAAUUCACCUGUCAUUCUAGGAAUAAAUGGCCCUGAACUUAGAGAGGCCCUGGAAGUAAUACCAUCCUGAAAACAUCCAAUCCUGAGUCAGGUGCUUUGGUCAGUAGCAAUGCAAGGUUUAUAUUACACUGGGCCUUGUAGCUGUGAGACAACAGCAGGACUGCUGUAAUCACCCUUUUGCCCUCAGGAUGUGCUCACUCAGUGGACGUGACAUGUUCACAUAAUAAAAUAUUUUCUUGACUAGUAAUCUUGUAUAAUCAUUUAUUUGUUGUUGCGGAUUUGAAUCUAAUUCGCUCAUUUUACAUCUCUUAAUUGGCAUUACUCCGGAGUCAACUUUUACAGAUUAAACUGGCUUUCCACAGACAGAGCAGAGGCUCCGCUGAUUAGCAUUAAGGCAACAUGAAUCCCUGUCUAACACC